CGAGAUCGGCGAUGUUUGAAGCACGUUAGACGAAAUCUCACGGAUGCGCCGGGAAGGCCUCCGCAUCUCAUCCGCGCUACCAAUUCUGUCAAAGAGUUGAUUUCCGUUUCGUACUCAGAUAUAAUAAACACGUGAUAAAAAAAAGAACACGCCAGGUGUUACCCUCGAGAGGGUUCGUGCAUGUGAAUCGGCCACGAAGUUGAGGAAAAAGGGAGAGAGACUUUGCAUCAUCGUCGGGGAUCAUGAGGCCCGGGAAGAGCUGGGCCCCCCUCGCAGCGACCGUACUCGCUACGGCCCUGCUCUUGCAACCUAUCCACGCCGAGGCGCCAAUAUCCGGUAGUUACCUACCACCGUCAACGAGUUAUGGGACACCGAACUUAGGCGGUGGAGGUCCAUCCUCCACCUACGGUGCUCCGUCGGGGGGCGGCGGUGGUCGUCCAUCCUCUAGCUACGGAGCACCGUCCAGCACGUAUGGAGCGCCGUCGAGCACUUACGGCGCGCCGUCGAACGGCGGUGGAAGGCCGUCGAGCACCUACGGGGCACCGUCCAACGGGGGCGGCAGGCCGUCGAGCAGUUACGGUGCACCGUCGAGCAGCUACGGUGCACCGUCGAGCACUUACGGCGCACCGUCGAACGGCGGUGGAAGGCCGUCCAGCAACUAUGGCGCCCCUUCCUUCGGAGGCGGCGGUGGCGGUGGCUUUGGCGGCGGUAACGGGCUUUCCCCCAGCUAUGGCGCACCCUCGCGCGGUGGCGGCGGUGGCGGUGGCUUUGGCGGCGGUAACGGGCUUUCCACCAGCUAUGGCGCACCCUCGCGCGGUGGUGGCGGCUCGAUAUCCUCGAGCUACGGUGCACCCACCGGGGGAGGCGGUGGUGGCCCGUCCACCACCUACGGUGCACCCCACGGAGGAGGCGGUGGCGGUGGAUACUCGAGACCAUCUUCCGCUUACGGUACACCUAGCACCGGUGGUGGCAGUUUCGGAGGCUCCGGUGGAUAUUCUGGAGGCGGAGGUGGAUACUCUGGAGGUGGAAAUGGCUACUCUGGAGGCGGCGGUGGUGGAUAUUCCGGGGGCAAUGGCGGCUACUCAGGAGGCGGAGGUGGUGGUCAAAGCUACGCUAGCAACGGUGGUUACCAAUAUUAAUCGCGAAGAGUCUUCACCCCGCCCGACCACCUUCGACCGUGUUUCACCGCCCAUCGAGACGAGAAAAAUUCCUCCACCCCCCCACCCACCAUCCAGUUCGUCGAGCUCUGCUUCCGGAUUGACGGGGCAACCGUCGAUGAAACGAAUAGGGAACGGAUCGAAGGUGGAUUUCGCGCGGAUCAAAAAUCAUCCGAACCUCCCCCCUACCCCGCCCAACAAGCAUCCAGGAAAUCCGCUAAUGUUAAAAGUUUGAACAGUUUAAACAGCGAUGAAGACCGCCCCCCACCCUCCCCCCUCCCAUUCCGUAAAACAACCUCUCAACUGUGUAUCGAUGAUGCGGCCUGAUAUUCCUGAAAGUGAAAAACGAAAGAGGGAGGAAUCAUAAUUGCCUUUCUUUCCUAAUUGCUUUUUUAAGGAAAAUCGUCUGCUAAUAAUAAUAAUGAUGAUAAU
Molecule: messenger RNA, 1589 nt
Organism: Apis dorsata (giant honeybee)
Lineage: Eukaryota; Metazoa; Arthropoda; Insecta; Hymenoptera; Apidae
Product: pro-resilin-like
Exons: 8
Coding region: 243-1139 (298 amino acids)
Biological process (GO): positive regulation of transcription by RNA polymerase II
Cellular component (GO): RNA polymerase II transcription regulator complex
Molecular function (GO): transcription coactivator activity
Source: RefSeq, a predicted model, not a curated record